UUACUCUGAGUCUGAGUUCGAUGAUCCCUCGUUUGUGGUGAUGCAUAGACUACGAGUCUACGUAGUUGCAAAGAUUUCUGCAACAGGUUUUGCGUGCUGCCUGCUGGUCGAAUCAGGAGAUAGCGGCCAGGUGGCUGGCGCACAAGGAGUUGCGGGAUUAUUACCUAUCUUCAACCAGUGCAGAGUUUAGAGGUGGCUGGACCAAUUAAAAUUAAUCCAGGCACAUGUAAAUCACCAAGUACUAGUAUCGAGUAACGGUUAUCUGCGAGGUCUACCCAGUAUUAUUAUCGUCAUCACAAUGUAAUGGUGUUUUCAGGGCGACCAGCACUCAUCGCACUUCUUUUGUGCCUGGCCGUUGUCUACUAUGUCGUGAACUACGAGCGACGCUUGUCCACCAAGCGUCGGCGAGCUGUUGUUCAGCAGCCUCAUGAGGACAAUGAACAGCUUGCUGCGCCAAGUGGCCCUGGACGACAGGUGGAUGCAGCAGCACCACCACCAGUCCAGGUCGGGUGGACGACGGACGCCAUUGGCGUCCCUGAAAGGAAGGAGGCGGAAGCGCCAACGUAUGAAGUGGACAAUGGCGGCGGCGGAGACGAUGGAGCAGUGCGCGUUCUACGCGGCGUGCGAUUGCCUCCUGCUCGACCAUCGGAUCGCAUGCUAGAGGUGGGUACAUCUUGGCAUCGCUACGGCAAGCCAUUCCACAACGUGAGACUGCGCACGCUGUGCUUUGUAUUUCAAUGCCAGCCUGGGCCACGCGGUCAGCUGGUGGCAUUUGCCCAGCGCCUGGAGGGGAUAUUUGACCCUUCCCGGAGGCAGUACUUACUUCUAUGGGUGCACGAAAUGGGGGACCUUGUAGCUCUACUGAAAAUGGAAGGUGAAGAAAUAAAACGUACUACACUGGAGGGAACAUUCUGUGACGGCAAGCACAAGAUUGUUACGCUGAAAGUUGUCAAGCCUACAAGGAUAUUACUGACAGCUCACUCGGUUGCUGAAUCACCCAUGGGUGAUUUUGAAGGCCACGCGGAACGUGCUCUGGCGGAGCGCUUAGACCAGCUAGGCAAUGUCACUGUCGACUCGGGCUUGUACCUGGGUGCAGUGCCUGACCAGAGCUAUCUAAGAGAUCACGACGGCAUUCCGGCACUGGACAGCCUGCACGGUCGCCUGCAUUCACAGAUACUGGUGAACGGUGUGCGCAGCACAUACAUGGGCAGCAGCAGCACCACCAGCAGCAGUAAGGCGUUAGACCGUGGGACUACACUUGAAGCAGCGGGAGAGAGUCUGAGUAGGGCGAUCACGAACCUCUCGGGACCGGUGGACGUUGGCAACACCAUUAACCAAGCACCGGUGGACCUGCAUAACAUAACAGUGAAACAAUUUCCAGUUCUGAGUGCUCUCAGCGACAGCCACUACAGGGAAAUUGCAGGCCUGAUUCAGUCCGUUCAUAAGACAAUGCCCCGGAGAGGCAUCCUGAUCUAUGACCUCGGACUAAUAGAGCGAUACGUCAAGAAGCUGAGAGCGCUGCAGCGGGUAGCAGUGCGCAAAUUCCCUGCAGAGCUCUACCCAGAUUUGGUGCAAGACCUCUACCAGUAUCGUUUCAAACCGAUGCUCAUUCACAGCGGGCUGCAGACGUUUGGUGGUGUAAUCUAUGCAGAUUCGUCCAUUCGCUUCCAGCUUCCAGUGUUGCAGAUCCCCCAGUUGAAGUAUAGCCCCGGUGUGAUGCUUUUUGCGCCAGACAGCAUCUCGCCGCUACACGCAUACACACACGGUGGCAUGCUGAAGUACCUGGGACUGAGUCGUGCAGACGUCACCAAUGGCACGGUGGUCAUGGGAGGCCUUGGCGUCUGGGUGGACAAGCCAUUCACCGUCGAUGUCCUGCUGCCGCUCUGGCUGAGAUGCGUACUCGACAAAUCGUGCAUUGCACCACCGGGUGCCAAGCUUAUGCCAUGCGACCAAGUAGUGUCCAGUUCGCCAGUGCCAUUGACAUCUGCUGCAGUUGGUCGGUACCUUGGCUGUCAUCGUUAUGACCAGAGUGCGCUGAGUUGCUUCUUGCUGAAGAUAUCGCGCACGCAGAAAGCAGAUAUGAGCGACAUAAUCGUUCCAGACUCGGUCGUUUCCAAAUUUGUUGAGGUCAAGCGGAUGUGAGACCCAAACUGGAAAAGCCAUGCAGGACUGAUGACCGUGGCCAGCAGGGGCAUGGCUCACGCAUCUGUGGUGUGGUGACCAUAUAUCAGACUGUACAGCUGUGGUGUGGUGACCAUGUAACGUUAUCAGACUCAGUACGGUACACCUGUGGUGUGGUGACUAUAUACCAUCGGCAACCUCAUAGGUGCUAGUUUGUCUGUUAGGACUACUGUACAUAUAUAUACAUGUAGUGCCUAGAUGUAUAAUGACCAUUUGCUGGUGUGGUGACUGGACCAUGCUGACUAUACACGAGCUGCACGCCUGGCCAGUUGUGCUGCUUGAAGCUAGCCAGUGCAUGUCACGGCUAACAUUGUGCUCUGCCGAAUGUUGACCAUAUCGAUGAAUUCGAAUUUGGUAAGCUA
Sycon ciliatum is the source of this 2543-nucleotide messenger RNA. RefSeq lists its product as uncharacterized. The transcript has a single exon. Bases 304 to 2142 code for a protein of 612 amino acids. The record is from RefSeq and is a predicted model, not a curated record. Lineage: Eukaryota; Metazoa; Porifera; Calcarea; Leucosolenida; Sycettidae.